AUGCGGUUCGAAACACGACAAGGCCGAGUAGUAGAAAUACUACGCAAGGCGGCGACUUUUACCGUUGUGACCGACGGGCAAUCUCUCAAUACCUUCGUCGUCAUCGAUAGCGCCGUCGUCUUCGAGAGCAUCGUCGUCGUCGUCUACGCCUGGCUCCGUCCCGGCAGGCGAGGCACUGCAUCUACUUUCCCAGGAGCUGUCAUCGGUGGCAGACCGCGAACCGCCGCCGCCGUCGCCGACGACGAAUACGGAGGCCGAAGCUAG
Molecule: messenger RNA, 264 nt
Organism: Cordyceps fumosorosea ARSEF 2679
Lineage: Eukaryota; Fungi; Ascomycota; Sordariomycetes; Hypocreales; Cordycipitaceae
Exons: 2
Coding region: 1-264 (87 amino acids)
Source: RefSeq, a predicted model, not a curated record